AUGCAUGACCGUACGUUUUUUAUUACCUUUGUCGAUCGUGUUUCGCGAGUAUCGUCGUACUCAGAGUUGAGCUUGGUCCGUCGAUCCCGUUUCCCGCUACGUACACGCUUUGUCUCGGAGGAGUUUCGCACGGGUGCGCUUUGGCCAUUGUGUCGCCCAGUACAAUCUAGGUUUCAGGCUUGCACCGGCAGGCCCGCACCUAACACGGCGCCUUCUAAUUUAGCAUGGAUAGAACCCAACACCCUUUACGUUUGGCUCAUCAGGCUGUGCGCCGCCCAAUGCUCCCUAUGUGGAAUACACGGACGAACGGGGACAGGUAAAAGAGUGCCGCGUGACCAAGGCUUCUCCACGUCGCACGCGCUGAGCUUCCCACACCCUGUCACUGCCAGACUGAAAGCCAAAGCAUAA
This is a messenger RNA of Leptosia nina, 408 nucleotides long. The record is from the annotation of a GenBank genome assembly. NCBI's taxonomy places the organism in Eukaryota, Metazoa, Arthropoda, Insecta, Lepidoptera, Pieridae.